This is a messenger RNA of Penicillium macrosclerotiorum, 228 nucleotides long. RefSeq lists its product as uncharacterized. The transcript has 2 exons. Bases 1 to 228 code for a protein of 75 amino acids. The record is from RefSeq and is a predicted model, not a curated record. NCBI's taxonomy places the organism in Eukaryota, Fungi, Ascomycota, Eurotiomycetes, Eurotiales, Aspergillaceae.
AUGCUGAUCCUCAAUACUAUAUUCGUUUCAAUAAUAGUACUGCAGCUGGCCAAGCCCUUGGGUCAACUUGACUUUGAUCAACUGACUGGGGAAGUGUCACCAGUAGUCCAUCAUUGGUACAGGCUAACGUUUGCAAAGCUUCACGAUAUAAUACCUAGUGAUUUGCAAUUCACAAAAUGUAGAGAUCUACUUUGGCAAACAAAGACACACCCACUUCCCGACAUAUGA